GCAUUGUUGAUACAACACUGUUUCGACUCAGCAACUUUGUGACAAUCUUUUAAGACUGGCAAUACCCCAUACUUCUGACAAACGAAAACUUGCACUGUAAUUGUUGAGGAAAACGCGAAUUUUUGCAAUACAAUUACGAUUUGUAAUAGGAAAAUUAAAGCUAUUUAAGAAAAUAAAUUGAGGUAACCGUUCAAAAUGCCAAGCGAAGCCGCAAAAGCCGAAAAGAAACCUACUGCCACAAGCGAAAAGAAGGAUGAGAAUCCCAAGACAGCAGCAGCAGACAAAAAAGAUCCAAGCAAAGAUGAAAAAGAACAAGAAUUGUCUGAUGAAGAUCAGCAGCUACAGGAAGAAUUAGACAUGUUAGUGCAGCGUCUACAGGAGCCAGAUGCCAAAUUGUACAUGCCUGCAUUGGAAAUGAUGGCAAAAUUGAUAAGAGCCUCCACAACGUCAAUGACAUCGGUACCAAAGCCAUUGAAAUUCAUGAGGCCUCAUUAUGAAACUAUGAAGACCCUUUACAAGCAAAUGCCCGACGAAAAGACGCGCUAUUUGUGCGCCGAUAUUAUUUCAGUCCUGUCCAUGACCAUGGGCAGUGGUAAGGAUUGUUUGGCCUAUCGUUUCUUGUGCGACAGAUCGCAAAAAAUCGGCGAAUGGGGUCAUGAGUAUGUGCGUCACUUAUCUGGUGAAAUUGCUGCCCAUUAUUUAGACACAUCAGGAGAAUUUAGGGCCCAAUUGAUUGAGUUGGUAAAACAGAUCAUACCCUACAAUAUGGAACACAAUGCUGAGGCCGAUGCCUGCGAUUUACUUAUCGAAAUAGAUCAUCUGCAUUUACUGCAAGACUAUGUAGAUGAGUCAGCAUAUCCAAGAGUAUGUUUGUAUCUGCAGUCAUGCUAUCCCUAUGUCCCAGAACCCGAUAAUACUAUUAUUUUGGAAACGGCACUUCAAUUGUCCCGUAAAUUUAACCAAUACACCCAAGCAAUGCGUUUGGCUUUGAUGUUAAAUGAUAUGGACAAGAUAACGGAAAUCUUUAAGGAGACAAAGGAUGCUGCUGUACAAAAACAAUUGGCAUUUAUGUUGGCUCGCCAACAGGUUUGUUUGGAGUUGGAUGAAUCAUUCCCCGACUAUGAUGAUUUAAUGGAAAUUAUGUCGAAUGCAAAUUUGAACAAACAUUUUUUGAAUUUGGCACGAGAGUUGGAUAUUAUGGAACCCAAGACUCCUGAAGAUAUCUACAAAUCUCAUUUGGAUAAUGCCAGGACCAGAUUUGCCUCAAUUCAGGUGGAUUCUGCCAAACAAAAUCUAGCUGCCAGUUUUGUAAAUGGUUUCGUUAACGCUGGCUUUGGCGUUGACAAACUUCUUUCCGAAGAUGGUAAUAAAUGGCUGUAUAAGAACAAAGAACAUGGCAUGUUAUCAGCUACUGCUUCAUUGGGUCUGAUUUUGUUGUGGGAUGUUGAUGGCGGCUUGACCAUGAUUGAUAAAUAUUUGUACUCCACGGAAGAUUAUAUAAAGUCAGGCGCUUUAUUGGCUUGUGGCAUUGUAAAUUGUGGUAUACGCAACGAAGUUGAUCCUGCUCAUGCCUUGCUCUCUGAUUAUAUUCACAAUCAGAACACUUCCAUGCGUAUUGGAGCUAUCCUAGGUUUGGGCAUUGCCUAUGCUGGCUCAAAUCGUUCCAUUGUCAUCGAUACAUUGAAGACUGUUUUCUCUCAACAACCAAGCGUUGAAAUAAUGGGUAUUACGGCCCUUUCCCUGGGCUUGAUUGGUGUUGGCUCCUGCAAUGCUGAAAUCACAGAGAUUCUAUUGCAGACCAUCAUGUUUCUAACCAAAUCCGAUUUGAAAGAUACAUUUGCCCGUUUUCUGUUUUUGGGUUUGGGUUUUCUCUAUUUGGGACGUCAAAAGGCCACAGAAGCAGUCAUGUUAACCUUGGAAGUUGUUGAGGAGCCCUACAAAUCGAUGGCCAUGACCAUGGUAGAUAUUUGCGCCUAUGCCGGAACUGGUAAUGUUUUGAAAAUUCAACAAUUAUUGCAUAUUUGCUCGGAUCAUUAUGAGACCUCAAGCAAUAGCGAAAACGAGGAUAAAAAUAAGAAGGAUAAGAACAAUAAGGAAAAGGAAAAGGCUGAAAAGGAGAAGGAAAAAGAAAAGGAUCUUUCUGCCACACAAUCCAUUGCUGUUUUGGGUAUUGCUUUGAUAGCUAUGGGAGAAGAUAUUGGUGCUGAAAUGGCGUUCCGUUCCUUUGGCAACUUGUUACGUUACUGUGAACCUUGUAUACGUCGUGCAGUGCCCUUAGCCUUGGGUUUGAUAUCUGCCUCCAAUCCAAAACUGAAUAUUUUGGAUACAUUGAGUAAAUUUUCACACGACAGCGAUGCCGAGGUUGCACACAAUGCCAUUUUUGCAAUGGGUCUUGUUGGUGCUGGCACCAAUAAUGCUCGUUUGGCCGCUAUGUUACGUCAAUUGGCACAAUAUCACUCCAAGGAUCCAAGCAAUUUGUUUAUGGUACGCAUUGCCCAAAGUUUAACACAUUUGGGUAAGGGCACGCUUACCCUAAGUCCCUAUCACAGUGAUCGUCAACUUAUGAAUCCCAUGGCAGUGGCUGGUCUUAUGGCCACAUUAGUGUCAUUGCUUGAUGUUAAAAACUUGAUCUUGGGACGCUCCCAUUACCUGCUUUACACCUUGGUACCAGCCAUGCAGGCUCGCAUGUUGGUAACCUUCGAUGAAGAUCUGAACCAAUUGCAAGUGCCCGUACGUGUCGGCAUGGCUAUUGAUGUUGUGGGACAAGCUGGCAAACCCAAAACCAUUACCGGUUUCCAAACACACACUACACCCGUUCUCUUGGCUAUGGGCGAACGUGCCGAAUUGGCAACAGAGGAAUAUAUUGCUCUGACGCCUAUAAUGGAAGGUUUCGUUAUACUUAAGAAAAAUCCCAAUUAUGUUAAAUAAGAGCGCAGUUAUAAAAUGCAAAACAAAGAAAUUAACAAAUGUAUUGUACUAAUUAAAUAAUUGUAUUGUGCUUUUCUUCUACGAUCUUUAAUCUAAUAUUUAAAGGCUUUAAGACAUUACAGCAUCAACACACAUUUUUGAGUGGUCAUAUGUCGACCAUUUCGAUGAGCGUAAUCUUAAGUCGAGUGAGUCCUUGGCGGAAAACAAAGAAGAGGACAUUAAAAUAAACUUUUUUUUAAAAGAUA
Musca domestica (house fly) is the source of this 3173-nucleotide messenger RNA. RefSeq names its product 26S proteasome non-ATPase regulatory subunit 2 (gene Rpn1). Gene Ontology annotation, biological process: regulation of protein catabolic process; proteasome-mediated ubiquitin-dependent protein catabolic process. The record is from RefSeq and is a predicted model, not a curated record. Gene Ontology annotation, cellular component: proteasome complex; proteasome storage granule; proteasome regulatory particle, base subcomplex. Bases 196 to 2928 code for a protein of 910 amino acids. Lineage: Eukaryota; Metazoa; Arthropoda; Insecta; Diptera; Muscidae. Gene Ontology annotation, molecular function: enzyme regulator activity. The transcript has 4 exons.